Messenger RNA from Nematolebias whitei (Rio pearlfish), 1057 nucleotides. RefSeq lists its product as uncharacterized. Bases 1 to 1053 code for a protein of 350 amino acids. The record is from RefSeq and is a predicted model, not a curated record. Lineage: Eukaryota; Metazoa; Chordata; Actinopteri; Cyprinodontiformes; Rivulidae. The transcript has 3 exons.
AUGCCUCGCCUUGCAUCCAAGGCCAAAUCUAACAAACCAAAACAAAGACCACCUGUCAAGGAGACCACGCCUACGGAGUCUGAACAGAAAAUGGAAUAUAUCAUCCCUGGCCGCCUUAGUCGACCCCACUGGAACGAUAUGUUGAUCCAGGAGGAGACAGAUGAAAUAGUGGGGGGAAUUAUGGAUGAACUGCUUGGCAAAGUCACGGACCGCUGUCAUAAGUUAGACAUUGAAAGACAGCUUAUACCCUACACUGUAUUUUGGGCUGGGGAGUACCUCACACAGACUGUGGAGCAACAGUUCUUGUAUCUGGAUGAAAGGGAAGGGCCAGAGGAGGAAAUCUGUAGAACAGAAGACUCUGAGCCAACGCCUGCAGCUCCAGACUCUUGGGCUGAGGGAUGUGUGCCUGUUGUAAAAGCUUCAAACCAACCUCACUGCACAUCACAACAGGUGGUCCUUUCUGCAGAAAUGCUUUUCAACUCCGUUAGAAGAAUGCAUGACGAGAUAAAGAGUGACAAAACAGAAGAUCCUGCUUUUAAAGGAAGACCUACAUCAGCGUAUGAGAAGUGCCAGCCUAUACCAAAGCUGGAUCCGUCUCGCUUGCCUCAACGUUACAUGGUCCCAGAGUAUGAGAUUCUGGACGACCCCAAAAAACCUGGUGGACUACUCAGACUUGAGCCAACAUUAAACAAGCGUCAAACUGAGAGGAAGAUAAACUCACCAAUCAGCCCCAAGGAUCAGCCACAAACAUUUUCAGAAAGAAGUGAGGAUGGUGUCUGUAUGUCCAGUAACAAAAAGGAACAGUGUGGGCUGUGUGAACCUCGCAGGUUGGACCUGAAUAUUCUGGCCGAGGGUGUUUCUCUCCUGGACUUACAGGAUGUUGAGCGCAGCCCUGUAAAAUCGAGCAGUCCUUCAGAGUCUACCGAGAUGAAGCCGAUUCGAAGUGAUGCUGCUGUGCCGAUGUUUUCAGUUGACCAGGUAACAGCAGGUCCAGCACCUCGACUCAUUCCACCGAGUCAGUCCAUGAACUGUGACAGAGAUGAUUUCAGGUGAAGGU